Messenger RNA from Phytophthora nicotianae INRA-310, 561 nucleotides. RefSeq lists its product as hypothetical. The record is from RefSeq and is a predicted model, not a curated record. The transcript has a single exon. Bases 1 to 561 code for a protein of 186 amino acids. NCBI's taxonomy places the organism in Eukaryota, Oomycota, Peronosporomycetes, Peronosporales, Peronosporaceae.
AUGGACUACGUGAAGAUUUUCAACAGAGAAAACCCGAAUAAACAAGAAUCCUGGUUUUAUCCGCUACGUAUACACUAUGGAUGGUAUGGCGUCAAAAAGAUCAUCAAGACUGCGAUGAACAACCCGAACACAGUGAAAAUUGGUAAACAGGUGGAAAUUGCAAUGCUGAAGCAAUGGCUGGAAGCUAAUCACAAUCCUAGUGAGGUCUUUAAAUUCUUAAAACUCGGUAAAGCGGGCAAAGAGAUUAUGUCCAGUCGGAAAUUCAGUUUAUGGACCAAGUGUUUGAAUGACUACAACCGCAAGUUUCCUGACCAGAAAGAGAAGAUGAUUGAUAUCCUCUCGUCUAAGUACUUCGACGUUAAUCUCCUGGCGAUUAUUAAUGCGGCAAAGAAAGACCAAAUCACGAAGAUGCUAGCCACGGAACUGGAAGACGCGCUGGUUAUGAAAUGGGUUGCAAAGAACGAGAAUCCUGCCCAACUUUUAGAGAAACUCCGUGGUAUUGAAAAUGCCGAUGAACUGGUAAAGCGAUACACCGAUCUUGCGCGAAGUAAAAGAAUGUGA